UCCAGGUCCCAGCCAACCUGCCUACCUAACUACCUUACUUACACUUACUUCCCUUCCCUCCCGUCUCCCGCCCGAACUUCCUCACCGACACACCACAACUCUCCCACACAUUAUUGCUUCACCCGCAUUCCUCCCUCCCAUUGCAGAAAACAAGACGACCCUGUGAUUCAAUAUUGAAACACUUAUCACUCUAAUAUCCUCGCCCUUAAGACCCCUUCGUCUGCCCCCUACAGUCCACCGGCGCAUUCCAAGCCUCCUCGCUUUCUAUCCCGUCGCAUACUCGCGCACAGUCGCAAAAGUCUUCCCGUCGCAUACCAAUCCACCAAACCAACUCGUCAUCGCAUCGCGCGACACUCAAUAGCCCACGACCGCAUACCGAUCAAAUCCCUCAAGAUGCUUAUGCCAUCCGCCUUCUCAUGCGACACGUCGCAGCCGCCUCUUACCCGACUUCAGGCGUCUCUCUUCGCAUCGCCUCCCUCGAGCCCUCCCACCCUGUCAACCACCAGCGGCUUCGGCCACAUCUUGGACAGCUGCCGCUCACUCCAAGCCCUUCUUUCAUCGCCUCAGCAUCAGAACAUCCCCAGCGCCGCUCUCUCGUAUGACGCGCCGCAACAAUACCUCCCCACGCCAUCCCAACUUCCCACGCCGCCCCUCGCCCACGCCCCGGCUCCUCACAAACUGCGCCUGCGCUCGCGCGCAAAGCAGGAUGGCGCCAUCAACAACGAGCACCUCCCGCGGAAGCGCAUCGCAAAGCGUGCGCCGCCACGCGGCCUGAACAAGCGCCGGCGCGCCGCUGAUGAAGAGAUGGGUCGCGAAGAUGGUCUUCUUACAGAUGAGGAUGUCGAGAGCGACCUCGACAUCUCAUCCCAGCGUCAGUCUUUCGAAGCCAACAACGACACCCUCAUCCCGUCCAACCCCUCCACCCCCAAACGCGCGCGCAUCGCACCAGAGGUGAUCCCUCUGGGUCUCGAGCGCUCCGACUAUCACACACUACACCUCCUCAACGGCGACGGUGUGAACAUGAACCACGGCAGCAUGGAGGCUGCAGGCACGCAAGACUCAAACGUGGAGGUCGAGGCCGAUGGGGAACGGUGGAGCGCCGAGGAUGAUAGGAUACUCGUUGAGCUGGUGCUGGAGAAGCUGAAGCUCUCCAAGACGGAGUGGCAAGAUUGCGCGCGCAGUUUGGGCAAAGACCGGAACUGCCUAUCACGGCGAUGGAAGAGCCUCAUGGUCCAGGGCGACGUUGGCCUCAAGGGACCUCGAAGGAGUAGCCGCAGGGCCAACCUUCACGGUACCUGGCGGUAGUUGACUCUGACUUUGGCGUCAUCGUCGACAGUCUGGGAAUUUACCUUUUCAUUUGUCUUGGAGUUUGAACGUGGCGUUUUACAAGUAUCGAACGGUCAGAGCCCGGAACGGCUUUUGUGGGACAUUUUAGGAGCGGUUGUUCAGCGCCUCAUCUCGCGCUUAGUUGAUCUCGAGCUUGGAACUAGCUUUUGAGUUGGGACAUGUUGUUUCUUUGUUUUCUCUUCUCACGCGUGCUGCGUCACUCGAGAGCAAGCAUAUUUUAUCUACCAGAAUAGGCCAUCGGAAUCUCAUUGAGCGAGAUAACCUGUCGUCUUAUGCGCCUUACUACAGAGAGGCCAAAAUACAAGAAACUUGGACAUUCAAAACUCCUGCACGCUUCGCAUUCUUG
This is a messenger RNA of Colletotrichum acutatum, 1693 nucleotides long. RefSeq lists its product as uncharacterized. The transcript has a single exon. Lineage: Eukaryota; Fungi; Ascomycota; Sordariomycetes; Glomerellales; Glomerellaceae. The coding region runs from base 394 to 1305 and encodes 303 amino acids. The record is from RefSeq and is a predicted model, not a curated record.